This is a messenger RNA of Symbiodinium necroappetens, 2214 nucleotides long. The record is from the annotation of a GenBank genome assembly. Lineage: Eukaryota; Dinophyceae; Suessiales; Symbiodiniaceae.
GAUGGCGCCUUCUUCUGCGACAUGAAGGAUUACUUCUACUACUCGCAGAUCCGGUCACAAGACGAGAACACCACAAAGGCGAGAGCCUUGGAUGGCAUGAUCCCAGUGCAGGAGAUCCCGCACCUGAUGUGUGCCCUGGGGUACUUCCCUACACAGCUGGAGAUUACGAACAUGACCAACGAGGUAAAGUAUUCAAAGUUCGCGGAGACCGGCGAGUACGUGGAGAGGAUAGGAUUUGACGACCUGGUGAAGCUCUACGUGAACCACCGACCGGUCUUCGCCGUGGGCCCUGAACAGAUUAGACAAGCCUUCGAGGCCACCAAGAGGCACGAGCCUGGACCUUUGUCGCGGGAAGGUUUCCUCAGUCUCCUCACCAGCUCGGAUCUCAGACUUGCCCGGACACUCAUGAGUAGAGUAGUUCUUUGGGAUAGUGCAACAGUGCAACCGUCACGGGACCGCGCUCCGGUCAUGUUUUCCCUCAGUGACCUUCCGCGCCCCGGGGCAUUCUGGAUCCCUUGUGCCUUGGUUUUGAUUGCAGGGUGUGAUGCUGCGCCCCUGUGCUCCAGGGCAGGUGAGAACUGCCAGGCAACCUCGUGCUGCGAAGAGCCCGGCCACCAGUGCUUCGUCAAGGACUCUUCAUGGGCAGGAUGUAAGCCUUCCUGCGCGCCUGGCAUCGACGCUGCCGACCCGGCGCAGUUCCGUACGCCGUGGUCAUGCGAAGUUUUCAAAGCUUCAAUGGCCGGUACAAGCACAUGCUCCAUCGCAGGAGUUGGCUGUAUGAACACCCGGUGUUGUGUAGAUCCAGACAAUCGCUGUUUCCAGAAAGACCAAUACUGGGCGGACUGCAAGCCUCACUGCGAGCCUGGCAUCCACGAAGAGGAUGCGUUGCAGUUUCGGACGCCCUGGCAUUGCGGCCUCCUCGAUGUGAACGACUCCAACCCCUCCUUGGUAAGCUUCGAGGCCAUCCCAGAACCAUCGGAACCCGCCAAAAGCUGCUCUGGAACGUGGCAAAACUGCCAGAGCACGAGGUGCUGUUCACAGGAGGGUUACACUUGCUUCGAGAAGGACGAGACCUGGGCGGACUGUCGGCUAGACUGCACGCCGGGGAUCAACUCGGAUGAUCCGGAGCCUUACCGCACUCCCUGGAAGUGCAACGUUUUGGAGCCCGUGGUUUUCAGGGGCUCAUCGCUGGAGACCAAGGUCUUAGCACCUGCCGGGUCGCCAGUUGCACGGCAUGGGAGGCUUUUUGUGAAGGGCAACCAGAUACUGGGAGAUCAUGGCCGUCCGGUGCGCAUCCGUGGUGUCUCUCUCUUCUGGUCCCAGUGGGGCUCCAAGUACUGGAACCAGCGUGUGAUCCAGUGGCUGCGUGAUGAUUGGCGGGUGUCCUUGAUACGCGCAGCCAUGGGAGUCGAGGAUGGCGGCUACUUGGAGUCACCGGACAGGCACAAGCAGAUCCUGGCAGAUGUGGUCGAUGCUGCCAUCUUAGCGGGUCUCUACGUCAUCAUUGACUGGCAUGACCAUGCAGCUCACUUGCAUCAGAAGGAGGCCAGGUCCUUCUUCUCAGAGAUGGCCCGAAUCUACGGGCAGUACCCGAAUGUGAUCUUUGAGCCAUGGAACGAGCCUAUUGACCAGUCGUGGAAAUACAUCGUUCGGCCCUAUCAUGAGAUGAUCCUUGGGAAAAUCCGCCAGUACAGUCCCAAUUUGGUAACAUGUGGAUCCCCCUCCUGGUGCCAGGAUGUGGAUGUGGCUUCAGAGCAGCCUUUGGAUGAUCCCAACGUUGCCUACGCUUUGCAUUUCUAUGCCGGCACGCACCAAUCCUCGAUCCGAAGAAAGGCGGAGAAGGCUCUGAAGAAUGGGGUCGCGCUCUUUGUGACGGAGUGGGGGCUGUGCCAGGCGCAUGGCGAUGGCUCCCUGAACUUCACUGAGACGGAGCUCUGGUUGAACCUCCUUGAAACCUACAACAUCUCUGAUGCGAGUUGGGCGGUGAAUGACAAAGACGAGAGUUGCGAUGCUUUGAUUCCCGGCGCAGACUCUGAGGGAGGCUGGGGUCUCGAAGAUCUAACUGCCUCCGGACAAUAUGUACGCAAGUCACUGGUGGACAUGCCUUGGGAUUCAAAAAUCCCUACGAAAGAACCGCUGGACUUUGAUGAGAGUGGCUGUGCAAUGAUGGUUUUAAGUUUCUUUCAUGCCGUCGUCUUGCUGGCACUCUUUUGA